Harpia harpyja (harpy eagle) is the source of this 1389-nucleotide messenger RNA. Its product is annotated as scale keratin-like. NCBI's taxonomy places the organism in Eukaryota, Metazoa, Chordata, Aves, Accipitriformes, Accipitridae. Bases 457 to 741 code for a protein of 94 amino acids. The transcript has a single exon. The record is from RefSeq and is a predicted model, not a curated record.
GGAAGGAAAUUCCUCCAUUUCAUUGCAUUCUUUGACUUUAUCCCAUGCUGAGUGGCAUGCAACACUACAGGAGACAAGAGGAUGCAUGUGAUAGGCUGUUGGUCUCAUCUGAAUAAGCAUCAGUACCUGAACUGGUAUAUUUUUCUUUAAUUUAUUCAAAUUUCUCUAUCUUCUGGGGUGGGAAAGUUCAGUUCUCAGUUGGUAAAAACCGUAUUUUCUAUGUAUGGUUAGCCAUUUUUGAAAAGUUGAGGGGAAAAAAAUAGAAAAGUUGUUUGGGAUUCAAGAGAUUAGAAGAAUAAAUGAGAUGGUUAAGAGGAUGAAAAAGACCUGCAGGAGGGAGAGAGUUGCAUUUCCUCAGCUCUGUAAGAGCUUUGAGCCUUUCGUCCUGCUGUCAACAGCCCAUAAACUCACCUUUGCUCUCUGUGUGUGUUUCAGGUUUACCUGCAUCAACAAACGAUGACUUUCUACAGGGACCUCUAUGAUGAUGGAUGCUAUUCACCAUUUGGCUAUGAAGACCUCUGUGGUUUUGGGGGCCUGAAUGGCUACCAAUUUGGGAGCCCAUAUGGCUACUACCGGGAACAGUACCGAUAUGGCAGCCCAUACAGCUACAGAAGCUUUGGGAGCCUGUAUGGGAACAGAGGCUUGAUUGGUUUUGGGGGCUAUUAUGGGUAUGGAGACUUGUACAGGUUUGGGUACGGCUACCCCUUCUCUUCUUGUUUUGGAAACAGAUACAGCUAUUGAAACUGCUAUCUAUGCUGAACCAGCAGAAAUAGCAACUAAGAAAUGAAAUGCAGGACAUGGAUUCACGGCUAAGGUUAUGGUGCUGAGAAACGCAGAGCACCCGUGCCUCUGGCUGAGUUCAGUAGGACAUGUGGGUGCCAGGCUGCGUAAGACUAUCCUAUUCGCAACCCUCUCUAAUAUCUCCUGUUUCUUCAACUAUUGCUCUAAAGGGCAACUUGAAUUACAGCAAAUACUGAGGCAUCUUUACAGCAUGUUGAAGGAGUAAAGCAAGACUUUCAGGUGUGAGUAAAGUGCCUUUUAAGUUAAUUCACAGUCACUUUGUAUUGCCAUAGUAAUAGGAGUUUCUGCAACUACCAUGAACAGGUCCACUUUGCUCAGCUAUAAACUUCACCAAAGAUGACAUCUAGUAGAGAAGCUCCUGUUAUAUAUCCAUGUCGUGCCUCAUCUGGCAGCGAACAUGAUUUACAAGCAACUCUGUGAGCAAGAAACAUGUCUGGACUGUAAAACUCCACCAUUUCCACAAGGAGAAAGCAUCACCUGGCAUCAGACACACUCUGCUUGCUGAAGACCCUUUUGUAAAACUGCAAACUUAUCCUUCCUGUUACUUACCUUUUCUCAUUUUCAUUAAAAUUACUCUGCUUAAUAGUA